AUGGACUUUCAGGACGAUUAUCAAGCGCCACCACCAGCACAACCAGCACCACAACCAGCACCUCCAGCAGCAGCAGCAGCACCUCCAACAUCAGCUAAGCGUACUUCUUCGGGUGACGUGAAGCCCAACUCCAAUCCGCCCACUACCACGGUCUACUACGGUUCACCAGCACCAGCAGGCCUUCCAGUGCCUUCCACCUCAGGCAGCAGUGCCCCUCCAGCUCCAGCGCCAACUUCGAAAAACGCUCGACGACGACAGAAGCUGAAAGCACGCCGCAAGCUGAGCGAGGUGUACAUCUGCGUUCUCGACACCAAUGUCCUUCUGGACGAUCUGAACGGCAUCAAGACGAUGGUCAACAAUUGCAAUAACAAAAGCAAAGCUGGUGGCGGCGGCGGCUCUUUAGUGCACAAAGUGAUCAUCCCCAUGGUGGUCUUGCAGGAGCUGGAUGGCAUUAAGAGUGAUAAAAGCCGAGCGAAGCAUCAAACGGCGCAGAGUGCAGCCAAGUUUCUCAACGCUCAACUGAUUAUACCUAACGGCUUUGUGAAGGGCGAACCGGACAAAAAUCCCGCCACCCGAAUGUCGGAGCACACUUUUCAAGUUCUGGGCAACGACGACCGCAUUGUGGAGUGCUGCCUCCGCCUGAGAGAACUGCACAGCGACAAGACCGUCAUUCUGCUCUCCCAUGACAUCAACCUGCGCAAUAAGGCUCUGACACUUAACAUUGAAGCCACGGUGAUGGAUGACUUCAUCGGCAGACUGAAGGCGUCGGCCAUGAAGGCGCCGCCGCCGCCUCCGGAACGACCAACCUCCAAUGAAACUUCACAGCCCAUGGAGCUGGAGAUGGCAUUUGAACCUGCACCACCAGCACCAACAGCAGGAGAACCGACACAAAAGCGACUUAAAGAAAACCCGAAGGUACCACCACCACCACCACCACCACCACCCACGCCUCCAGCAAAACCAGCCCCAAAGGUGGUUCCAAAAAAGCCCGCUCCAGUCGCACAGUCAAACUCGAAGCCCUAUCAGAAAG
Molecule: messenger RNA, 1030 nt
Organism: Rhagoletis zephyria (snowberry fruit fly)
Lineage: Eukaryota; Metazoa; Arthropoda; Insecta; Diptera; Tephritidae
Source: RefSeq, a predicted model, not a curated record